Tetrahymena thermophila SB210 is the source of this 1347-nucleotide messenger RNA. Its product is annotated as tRNA (guanine(37)-N(1))-methyltransferase. NCBI's taxonomy places the organism in Eukaryota, Ciliophora, Oligohymenophorea, Hymenostomatida, Tetrahymenidae. The transcript has 5 exons. Gene Ontology annotation, cellular component: nucleus. Gene Ontology annotation, biological process: tRNA N1-guanine methylation. The record is from RefSeq and is a predicted model, not a curated record. Gene Ontology annotation, molecular function: tRNA binding.
AUCAAUUUAUAAAAUUUUAAUUAAAUUGAAACAACUAUAUAUUAAUUUUUACAUAUUUUUAUCCUUUUUACUCAAUAAACAUAAUUUUAAUUGAAAAGCUUAAUCAAUUUAAUGAGCGAGUAACCUCUGUAGCAAGUUUAGCCAUAAUAAAAUUUAGACUAAAAUAAUGAUGAUUUAAUUGAUUCAAAGAUAGAUUAAAACAAUGCCGAUUUAUAGAAUUAAAAUGAUUUCGAUCCUAUAGAAGAUGAAAAUGAUAUAAAUGAAAGUGACAGUAAUGAAAAUAAUAGUUAAAACAAUUUAUAAGAAGAGUAAAAAUCAGAAAACUAAGUAGAAGACAACAAUUAAAAGUUAUCAAAAAAUGAAAUGAAAAGAUAAAAGCGUGCAGAGAUGUGGGAAUCAAUAAAGAAGAAGAAGAAAGAGCUAAAAAAGUAAGAAAAAGAAAAGAAGAAAUUAGAAAGAUAGCAAUAACAUAUUGAAAACUCAAAAAAUUAAGAAGAAGUAAUUUAGUAGAAAUAGCAGCAUAAAGAACCUUAUAAAUCUAAUUAAUAACUAAGGGAUGAGUACUCUAAUAGAGCAAAGAAUGGUUAGCCUAUUAUUUUGGAUAUGUAAUUUUUAGAUAUGUUAGAAGAUAAAGAAUUUAAAAGUUUAGUGAAAUAAUUAUGUUACAUGUAAUCAUCUAACAAAAAGGCUGAAAAACCUUGUAGAUUUAUAAUAUCAUCUGUAAGCCCUAAACUUAGAUAAGCCCUCAAUGCAAAUAAUGCAGAUAAGUGGGGUAUUGAAAUACUAGAUCAGCACUAUUUAGAUUUAUUUCCAAAGGAUAAUUUAGUCUAUUUGACUGGUGAUACAGACCAAGAUUUAGAUGAGUUAGACUAAUAAUGUGCUUAUAUAAUUGGUGGACUUGUAGAUCAUAAUAGAUUAAAAAAUGUAACUUUGAAUGCUGCCACGGAAUAAGGAAUUCAAGUAAAGAGAUUCCCAAUUUAAAAUCAUUUAAAACUAGAAGCCUCAAGUAUACUUGCAUGCAACCACGUUUUUGAUAUUAUGGUCCAAAGAGCUAAUGGAAAAAGUUGGAAGGAAAGUUUAUAAACUGGAAUUCCUAUACGUAAAGUAGUUGCCUUGAUAGAAAAUGGAGUAGAAAUCCCUACAGAGCACUAUUUAAAAAAGUUAGAAUAAAUGAAAAAAUAGUAAUAGAUUGCUUUAGAAAAGAAAAAGCUCUAAGAAUAAUCUUAGGAAUUUAUUAAAGAUAGCUAAAAAGCUUCAACAUAUAAUGAAAUUAAAGAAACUGAUUUAAAAGAAUCUGAUAUUUAAAAUGAAAGUGAUGAGUCUAGCACAAAUAAGGAUUGUAUUUGA